This is a messenger RNA of Adineta ricciae, 351 nucleotides long. NCBI's taxonomy places the organism in Eukaryota, Metazoa, Rotifera, Eurotatoria, Adinetida, Adinetidae. The record is from the annotation of a GenBank genome assembly.
AUGUCCGCCCGACGUCCUUACGCUUCGGUCAAUCGAUAUGCAGUGCGAAGACCCACGUUUAUUCCACGAGCAGCACCACCUCCACGCCCAGGUGGCGCUGGUGGAUUACUUAAAGGCCUAGCAUGUCCACUACUUUGUCUUGGUUGCCUGUCAGCAUUGUCCCUUCUUGGUCUUUUUGCUACAAUGAUUGCUGCUGCUGCCUACAUGAACCAAAUUCAAAAUCAAAUUCGUAAAAACGCAACAGGUGCCGGAAUGACGACAGAAUUCAAUGUCUUCGUUCUCUUCAGUGCACUUCUCUGCUCCAUCUAUGUAUUGACCAAACAUCGACGUGGUGUUGCCAUUACUAAUUAA